This is a messenger RNA of Limulus polyphemus (Atlantic horseshoe crab), 2378 nucleotides long. RefSeq names its product laminin subunit alpha-1-like. Bases 156 to 1250 code for a protein of 364 amino acids. The transcript is spliced from 7 exons. NCBI's taxonomy places the organism in Eukaryota, Metazoa, Arthropoda, Merostomata, Xiphosura, Limulidae. The record is from RefSeq and is a predicted model, not a curated record.
AACUAUAAUCUAUAAUUGGCAUUUCCAGAUUAUUUCCAUUCAACAACCCUAUUCGAUUUGAAAGAGUAGGAAUUGAUCACAGUGAAGAAGAGAAUGUAACCAAGCCCAUAACAGACUUCCCACUUCUUUCUCAGGCCACGAAGCAGUGUGCAGAUAUGGGAGACUAUUCUAUUGAGAAGCGUGCAGCAAAAUUUGGAAAUGCCCUUGAAAGCUAUACGCUCUUGAGAGUAAAAAGAAAAACAUUUAGAAAAAAGUUUAAAGUUUUAUUUGACUUCCGUACAUACUAUCGCAAUGGACUAUUCCUGUAUGUACACAAUGGUCGAAAGAAGAACUAUCACUUUGCUGUCAUGCUUCGUGGAGGAGCUGUUGUUGUUGAUGUGUUCGAUAAAAAGAACCGAAGACUUGCUAGUCAUGGAGAUUUGGAUGAUGGGCAGUGGCACAAAGUUGUGAUUAAUAAGUCAAAACGAAAACUCUACCUCACUAUUGAUAAUGAAGAAACUCAAUCAAUGAAAGUUCGCCAGAAGUUGAGGGUUCGGUCACUUACUUACAUUGGUGGCGUAUCCAGGCAAAUGAGUUUAGAAGAAAGAUUGGUUAAAGACAGUCUUAAAGGAUGCAUUCGCAACCUUCACAUUAACAACAAAUAUCUUGACCUAGCUGCUGGAAAACCAGCUCAAGCUAUUGGUCAGUGUUUGGCCCGGAUUGAACCAGGAGCUUACUUUGGUGGAGAUGCCUAUGCCAUUUAUGAUGACAAUUUUAACAUUGGAGACAGUUUAUAUGUCAACCUGGAGUUCAAGACCACACAGUUAAAUGGUGUUCUGGUGAGCCUUAGUGAUGGGACUGGAGCAAUUUCCUUCAGCAUAGAGCUUCAUAAUGGAAAGGUAAUAGUUUCAGUGACUGCUGGAAGGAAGGAAGAAACAGUCCAAGCUAUCAAGUCCUCCAUGUCAAAGUAUGACCUGUGUGACAGCAUGUGGCAUCAGGUGACAGUCGAAUACAUUGAAAAUGUUGUCACCUUAAAGGUGGACAUGGAAGACUUAGUGUCUGGCUUUGGAAAAAGUAGUCCAAUCUUAAAUCAUUCUCGCCAUCCUUUGUAUAUCGGAGGUCUUCCUGAGAGUGCACCUAAAGGAUCUCUCCAGAUUCGAGACAACUUUAAGGGGUGCUUGAGAAAAUUAGCCAUCAAUAGCAGAAGACUGGAUUGGGUUCACAUGGUUUCACUUCAAAACGUUUUGCCUGAUUCAUGUCCAUCUUUCUAAUUUUGACUUGUUCUAAUUGUUCUGUUUUAAUUUAUGCAUAAGAUAUGUGUAAAGAUAACACUAAAGUAUAAGUGAUUCAAAUUACUAAUGGUGCUAAUUAAUUCCUUAACCUGUAAUUUACUAAUUCUGAUGUAAAAUUUAUUAUAAAUAAGAUUUUACUUCAGCCCAGUUAAAUGAUAGUUUUCGUGAGAACAUAAACAUGCAGUUCCGAGUAUAAAGCCUCAAUAUGGUGAAACAGAUUUAUUUUAAGGUUAUACAGACUUACCAUAAGUAGUCCAGUUUUGAAGUCCCUGUGACAUAUCUCAGGAAGCUCAUAAAUAUCUUGUUUCCUAAAUUAACAAGAACAUUGUGACAUCCUUUUGGAUAUAAUGAUUUAAUUCAUAAUUUCAAGCUUUGAGGAGCAAAGAUUUAACAUUUUUCGUCUUUACAAGAUAGUAAAUGCAAUAUAGACCAAUUUUGGACCAGUAUAAAUUAAUGAUACAAACAUAACGUUACUUACAAAGCUCUUAGGUUAUUCUGACAUUGUAAAUAAGCAAUGUACACUGUUAUAUUUUUCACUAUAAAUUUUUAUAUAUUUUUUGUAGCUUCUACUGAGGCACUGCAUGUAUCGUCUAAAUUAUAAAGUAAAUUAGGAUGUGAACUGACUUUGUAGACUUUCAAAAUAUGUAAAACAAAAGCGUAAUCAUAAAAGCCUCUUUAGGAAUUUACAAAGUUCUUCAUUUUUGUUAUAUGACAUGUAUGAUGUUACAAAUUAUGAUUUUCUUGAACUAAUGUAUUGUAAAAUUGAAAGACUUAAUUAGUAAAUUCUCCUUUAAAAGUUGUAUUUUAUUUUUGAUAUAAUUAUUGACAUUUUAUCAGAAAGAAAGAUGCUUUCCAGGUACAACAUAAAUUUCUUUUGAUUAUUGUUUAAAUGAGUUCUAAUGAUACAUACUUUUCUUUAAUCAGAAUUUGUCAAUCAUUGAUUGUAAAUUUAAGAGUUAAUUGAAGUUUGAAAUCAAACUGCAAACAAGUUGCUUUGUAGCAAACAAACGAAACUUAGAUAUUUGUAAAUUACAGAAACUAGAACACUCAUCUUAUUUACAAUUUUUGUGUUAUUUAAUAGCAAAAUAAAUAUAGUGUUGUAAUGUG